GGUCAUGAGCGGGAGAGUUUGAGUUGGCACACGUUUUGUUUAUGAGGAAAAGAUCAUUCCAAUUAACGACUGAAGUAAUUAGGACAUAUUUAAAAUAAAAGGAGAAAUACCUCAAACACAAAAUAAAAACGCUGUUUUGGAAACUUCCACCUAAAUAUUGUCAGUAAUUGGCUCGUGUGUUUAUAGCUUCCGUUAAUUACGCACAUAAAUAGUCCACAAAGGAGAUAGCUUUAAAUUUUGACACGGUUCUCGUCAUUGCCGGAAGUUUUUCAAGGGAUGGAUGCGUUUCUGUGGAGCUCCACGCAUAAUUAGCUUCUUCUAUUUUCAGACUCCGGGUGUUUCCAUCACUCUCCUUCGGGGCAAACCGCAUACUUCAACAAUAAAGCCGCAAAAUACCGAUAUAAUCCAAAUAACUUUGAAAUCUUCUCAAAUAGUUUUAUUGUCAUUAAACUUUGAAAUAAAUAAAUCAUGAUAAGGAAUGCGUCUUAAGCGUUAAUCUAAAAAAAUAUAGGAUUAUUUUGGUCUAAUAAUCCAUCUUGAAGCGUUUCCAUUUCUUGCGCCGUGAAAGAACGCACAGCAAAGCGAUGUAUGCGUUAAGGUUUUUGCUACUUACCCUUGUUGUCCAAAAGAGGAGGGCAGAAAAAGUCAAGCCUGAGCGCACAAAUCAAAGAGAACGACAGUAUUUAGCUUAUGAAAAUAUCAUUCUUCUGCUGCAGAGUCUGCCGGGUUUGCUGUGUUUACAGAGCGCAGGAGAGACUUGGGAGACGCUGAAUGCCUUUUCCCUCUCUACGCACAGCCCUGCUGCUCCUUCCCGGGGUAUUGCGCGUUGAAAUGUCCACACAGCCGUUUGUCAAACCCUGCAGUCCUGCACUUCCCACCCUCCCCUUCAUGCCAACAAACAUAACUGUUGUCAGGUUUUCAUUUAUUAACUCCUUUUCCUUUUAAAAAAAAGAAAAAAAGCCCUUAUUGUAAUCGACCCUGAACGCUGCUUAGUAUUUUGAUUGUUGGAAGAGUUUAUUGACCUUCCAACAGUAGCCACAGCCCAUCUCCCCGUGCGUGUGUCUGCCUUAAUCCUAACCUGUGAAUAAUUAAUUUCCACCAUAAAAAAUGUCACGGAGCCACAAAUGGAGCCUUUAUGUAAGAGCCUAUCAAUACGGCCAUGAUGGCAUAUUAUCACCGAAAGAGCUAAAUAUUAAAGGGGGGGUGGAUGACCUGGUUCUGUUUCGUGCGUAAAAGUGCACGGGGCUCCAAAAAAGAACUUCAUUGCAAUCGAUGGCCGGAGCUUUGCUCCUCCUCUAAACUUCAAUCUGCUCACAUGAUUGAUGAUCUCGGGGAGCUUUGAUAAUUGACUGCUCUGAGGUAAGGCGCGGGCUUCGAUCAAGACGCGGAUUGGACGAAAGAUACAUGCGAAAUGACUUUCCCCACAAAAGCUUUUUUUUCCUUUUGGAAAAGUUCAUUUGGGGCUUAGAGGGGUGCUGAGUGCCGUUUAAUUUGCUAAACAGAGCAGAGUCAUAAUUAGCAGCGAGAUUAGGAGGUAUUACUGUGAUAUUAAGUAUGCACGUCGGCUGAUAACCACAAAACAGAUAAAAAGACUCUUCCCGUGGAGGCAGAAAUUGUGUGGGAGUUGUGUUGCUGUAGCUUUUUUACCCCCAGUGUGGAGUUGAAGCCGUCCCUGCGCCUCGCACAUACUCUGCAUAUCACAAGAUUUGGUCUAUCCUCUCUCUUCUCUGGAGCUGCUGUAGGACUGGCUAUGGCCACCACUACUUCCGGGAUCCGUCACUUCAUUCGCCCACCGCUCAGCGCUGCGAACUGACUCUGUUUCUAUAAGCAAGCUAGCAGCCAACCUGCCAACACUCGCUGACACUCACUCAUCUCAGUCUCGCCAGAUAGACGAAAUACCUACGGGGGGAAGAAAGGAGAGAUCCGAAUCGCCAUCUCCUCAUUUCUACUGCUUUCUUCUACUUUUUUUACGGCGAUAAUAAAACAAGAUAGCGAUCUGGAGGCAUUAAAGGAGACGCGGACUUGCGGGAUGAAAUCGGACUAAAAAGAUUCGUCCUUCUCUUGAACAUCAUCACCGACCGUCAUUCAUUCAUUACCUUGACAACCUCUGGCUUUGAUUGACAGCUGGAGUGGCAAAAAGCCAUGAGACACGACAGUUUAGUUACAUGCAGGUUGUUGAUGGGCCGAUUGUAACCUUCACGUUGGCGCAUUUUUUUUCCUUUUCUUUUUUUUCCGAGGAAAGAGAGUAAAACAAGAAAAUUUGCAAAACUCUUCGAUGCUACGAACCCAACUGAGCCGCAGAGGCGAAUAGGAGAAUUCGCAAAGUUGGUCGAGAAGGAAUCUUGCCUCUAAAUCACUCUCUAACUGGGACUGGGAUAUUAAAUAUACGGACAUAUUCGGGAGUUUAUUGGAGCGCAGCCUGAUGGCGCAAAGGUACGAUGAGCUGGCUCACUACGGUGGGAUGGAUGGAGUCCCGACGCCGAUGUACGGGGACCCGCACGCGCCCCGACCGCUUCCCCAGGUCCACCACCUGAACCACGGACCGCCGCUGCACGCCAGCCAGCACUACGGAGCCCACGCUCCACACCCGAACGUUAUGCCCACCAGCAUGGGCUCUGCUGUCAACGACGUUUUAAAGAGGGAUAAAGAUCAAAUUUAUGGUCACCCUUUAUUCCCACUGCUCGCACUGGUUUUUGAGAAGUGCGAGUUGGCGACGUGUACUCCGAGGGAGCCGGGCGUAGCAGGCGGCGACGUCUGCUCCUCAGACUCCUUCAAUGAAGACAUUGCAGUCUUUGCCAAACAGGUUCGAGCAGAAAAACCUUUAUUUUCAUCAAAUCCAGAGUUGGACAAUUUGAUGAUACAAGCCAUACAAGUAUUAAGGUUUCACCUCUUGGAACUAGAAAAGGUGCACGAGCUUUGCGACAAUUUUUGCCACCGGUACAUCAGCUGUUUGAAAGGAAAAAUGCCAAUAGAUCUAGUUAUUGAUGAACGGGAUGGCAGCUCAAAGUCAGACCAUGAAGAACUUUCGGGAUCAUCGACUAACCUCGCAGAUCACAACCCAGCUUCCUGGAGAGACCACGAUGACGCCACUUCCACACACUCAGCCGGCACACCAGGGCCUUCCAGCGGGGGACACGCUUCACAGAGCGGCGACAACAGCAGCGAACAAGGAGAUGGCUUAGACAACAGCGUGGCAUCGCCUGGCACAGGAGACGACGAUGAUCCGGACAAGGAUAAGAAGAGGCAGAAAAAGCGGGGCAUAUUCCCAAAGGUGGCCACAAACAUCAUGAGGGCGUGGCUGUUCCAGCAUCUCACGCACCCAUACCCCUCUGAAGAGCAGAAGAAGCAGCUAGCCCAAGACACGGGCCUCACCAUCUUACAAGUAAACAACUGGUUUAUUAACGCCAGGAGAAGAAUAGUACAACCCAUGAUCGACCAGUCAAAUCGAGCAGGUUUUCUUCUUGAUCCUUCAGUGAGCCAAGGAGCAGCGUACAGUCCGGAGGGCCAGCCCAUGGGCAGCUUCGUGCUGGACGGCCAGCAGCACAUGGGGAUCCGACCAGCUGGGCCUAUGAGUGGAAUGGGGAUGAAUAUGGGCAUGGAUGGGCAAUGGCACUACAUGUAACCUCCAUCUUGUAACGCAAAGAAAAAGGGGGAAGUCUGCCAGGCAUGCCAGGGGAGUAUGUACCUCAGAGCAGUCCUAUCGGCAUGACCAUGGCCCCACACGCCUACGCCAACCCUCAUCCGAUGACCUCUCACCCCGCCCACCUUCGACACGGACCCCCACUCCGUGGGUACCUACCAGACCACGCCCACCACCCUCACCACGCCAUGCUGAUGCACGGAGGACCCUCGUCACACCCGGGAAUGCCCAUGCCUGCACAGAGGCCCCCUUUGCUCACCCCCAUUGACCCCACUUCUGGAGGACAAGGCAUGGACAUCCAUGCCCAAUAGAAUAAGGGAACUCUGUUACCACAACAGGAGCUACAACCACAAAAAAAAUCCAACCACAAAUCCUAUUUUGAGACUAUUUUUCAGAAUCAAAGCAAAACCCUUUUGACCAGAAUUUGACACUUAAAGAAGCAGAAUUCCAGACGAGCUGUGAUACUUUUUUUUAAAAAAAAAGAAAAACUUGUCAAUUUUGUUACUUUCAUCCAAAAGAAGGACCAAGCUGGCAGGAACACUUUGUAAAGUCUUCAGCUUUUGGUAAAGAGCAUCAAAAAGAUGUGUGCGAGGAAUGGACACACACUGACAACACACACAAUCGUAAACAGUACACUUUUGUGUGACACAAUACUAUCACUCCGGAAGAUAAAAAAAAAAGAAAAAAGAAACAACGGAAAGACUCCAAGAGUUAUAACUACUGUAGUAUAAAAAGUAUAGAUAAAUAAGUUAAAACUUGUGCUUUUUUUUUGUUUUGUUGAUCACAUGGUUUAUGUUUCCUGAGCUAGUUUUAGAACGAAAGGUCAACCUUUUUUUCUCUUUCACACUGUGUGUGCUCCUUCCUAGAGGAGAAACUGUCAGCACAGCACUAGAAAACGAAACACAAAAUAAGAAGAUCUCAAAAAAAAAAAGGCUUCAAACCACAACCAGGCCCCGCCCCUCCUAAGAACAGGGGCAUGAUGGGAAAAAGGCUGCUAAAAAUGACACCGGAUCUCUCCAGAAGAUUCAGUUUGAACAUUUUUCAUGCCCUUCUGUUUUUUCCCUCCCCUUUUGAUUCAUCAAUGAAUGUUCGCCCCGUAAAGGAAAAAAACAAAAAACAAAAAAAAAAAAGUUCUUUGUUUGAAUCGCCCAAGCACUGGAUUGUGUUGGUUUUCUACAUUUUUAUUUUAAUAUAUUUUUUGUACCCUCGGACUCUCGCUGGGAAGAGCCUAUCGAAGGACGUUUGGUGGAACGGAAACAUCCCGCAUCGCUUCUUGGUUUUCAACACGCCUGCCAUGAGGACAGUACAGUACUGACACAAACGCUGUGGCACUGGAGGAGCAUUUUGAACCGUGGAUGCACCAACCGGAAACCGGAAAAGAAAAAAAAAAAAACUUAAAUUAUGAACUCAAUGCUUUUGGGAGAAAAAAAAAGCUGAGAGAAUAUUGUAACAAACUUCGUACAGAGUUCAGUCUAUUAAUUGUUUCAUGUUAGAUAUUCUAUGUGUUUACCUCAAUUGAAAAAGAAUGUUUUUGCUAGUUUCAGAUCUGCUGUGGCAUUGAUAUUGUAUGUCCAUGAAUUCCUUCCUUUUUCAGCACGUGUUCCUCACUAGAUGAUAAGAUGCCGUCUCCCUUAAGCUUUGUCAAAAAUACAUUAAAUACUUGUAUGAGGACUGUGACGUAAUGUUUAAAAGGUGUUCAGUCACAAAAUGCUGUAAUAAAUAUUUCAUUUUUGAUUUUUGUUA
Oryzias melastigma (Indian medaka) is the source of this 5383-nucleotide messenger RNA. RefSeq names its product Meis homeobox 2a (gene meis2a). Gene Ontology annotation, biological process: brain development; embryonic pattern specification; eye development. The record is from RefSeq and is a predicted model, not a curated record. Gene Ontology annotation, molecular function: DNA-binding transcription activator activity, RNA polymerase II-specific; RNA polymerase II cis-regulatory region sequence-specific DNA binding. The transcript has 14 exons. The coding region runs from base 2423 to 3622 and encodes 399 amino acids. NCBI's taxonomy places the organism in Eukaryota, Metazoa, Chordata, Actinopteri, Beloniformes, Adrianichthyidae.